Molecule: messenger RNA, 1617 nt
Organism: Glycine soja
Lineage: Eukaryota; Viridiplantae; Streptophyta; Magnoliopsida; Fabales; Fabaceae
Product: ALA-interacting subunit 3-like
Exons: 8
Coding region: 275-1309 (344 amino acids)
Cellular component (GO): Golgi apparatus; endoplasmic reticulum; plasma membrane
Source: RefSeq, a predicted model, not a curated record
GCAAAAACAAAAAGCGUGCGUAAUUGCAUUGGUAAUUUUGUUUGACUCUGGCACCUUCCAAUUCUUCUAAUCUUCUGCGUUUCUCUCUCCUUUAUUCUUCAAUCCACAGCAAAGUUAGAGACGAGAGAGAGAGAGAGAAAGGGAAAGAAACCUAAUACAAUACCCUUUUUCUCAGAAAUCACACUCUCACACCCACUUCCCCCAAUUCCCAUUCUCUCUGAAUUACGAGGGUUUUCGAAAUCGAAGAGUCUCUGAUCGAUUUCGAUUCGGAAAAAUGGCGUCUUCGAGCGCAACCGGUGCUGGAUCCACCGAUCCCACAGCUGCCAGAAGAAACACCAAGCGACCCAAGUAUUCAAAGUUUACCCAGCAAGAACUUCCAGCGUGUAAGCCGAUUCUCACACCACGAGCGGUUAUUUCAGCAUUCUUGCUUGUUAGCAUUGUAUUCGUUCCUAUUGGAGUUGCUUCACUAAUUGCUUCAAGGAAGGUUGUUGAAAUUGUUUUUAGGUAUGAAUCAACAUGCAUACCACAUGAAGUUACUGACAAGGUAGCAUACAUUCAGAGUCCUGCAGAUAAAACGUGCAAAAUAUCACUACCGGUGGACAAGCAUAUGAAGUCGCCUAUUUAUGUCUACUAUCAGCUUGACAACUUCUACCAGAAUCAUCGCCGAUAUGUUAAAAGCCGAAGUGAUGAGCAAUUGCGGGAUCGUAGGGAAGAGAACUCAACAAGUGCUUGUAAUCCUGAAGAUAUAGCCAAUGGAAAGGCAAUUGUACCUUGUGGUCUUAUAGCCUGGAGUUUAUUCAAUGACACAUACAGCUUCUCCCGUGACAAUAAGAAUUUGACUGUGAACAAGAAUGGCAUCUCCUGGAAAAGUGAUAGAGAGCACAAAUUUGGAAAAGAUGUUUUCCCCAAAAACUUCCAGAGUAGUGCUAUUAGAGGUGGUGCAAGUCUCAAUGAAUCCAUACCAUUGAGUAAGCAGGAGGAUCUUAUUGUCUGGAUGCGUACUGCUGCUUUGCCAACUUUUAGGAAGUUGUAUGGAAAGAUAGAGGUGGAUCUCAAUGCAGGUGAUCAAAUAAAUGUAACACUGCAAAAUAACUACAACACAUACAGCUUUAAUGGCAAGAAAAAGCUUGUUCUAUCAACUACUAGCUGGCUUGGUGGGAAGAAUGACUUCCUGGGCAUUGCCUAUCUCACUGUUGGAGGGUUGUGUUUCUUUUUGGCAUUGGCUUUUACCGUUGUAUAUUUUGUCAAGCCAAGGCAACUUGGAGAUCCCUCAUAUUUGUCAUGGAAUAGGAAUCCAGGAGGGCACUGAGCAAAGAAACUCACUAUGCUUGUUGGUCAUUUCCAUGAUUAUAGGCCUUGGGUAUGCUACAAAUGCGGGUGUAGUUUUGUACAUGUAUGUUAACCCAAUUACUAGUAGUACUUGUGAAUUUAGGUGUUCUUAUCCCCCCCUCUCCCCAACACAAGAAAACCAAAACACUUCUUUUUUCUGCUUUUUCUGUGUUAUGCAUCAGAAUUGAAAUAUCUUGUAUGUUCUGAUAAUAUAUAGCGUCCCAAUAUAUGUUGUUCUAGUUGCAGUUCAUACACAAUCUGGUGAAAAUAGUUGUUCUUGUUUGGUUU